AUGACAGACAAGCUCCCCCCGCCGCUUUUGGCGCUAUUCCAACCUCGUCCACCCCUUCGAUAUCUGCCUCCAAGCGAUCGCGCACCAGAUGACUGCCAGAAGAGCACCAUCUCUGGAGUUGCGCAGUUCCUUGCCGAUGCUAAAACUUUCGCCGAUGAAGUCCCCUAUAAUGCAACUGAAAGCUGGGUGCAGCGCAAGUUGCGUCAGAAAAUUGAGAAGAAAGAGCGGCUAGAGAAGCAGAUAGCCGAAGGACUGCAAAACUUCAAUCCAGAGAAAGAUCCUCAAGCUCGAGGUGAUCCAUUCAAGACACUCUUUGUUGCACGUCUCAGCUAUGAUGUCAAAGAAGCCGACUUGGAACGAGAGUUUGGCCGAUUUGGCCCAAUCGAAAGAAUUACCCUCGUUAAAGAUACAGUAUCAGAGAAGAAAAAGAAACCCCACCAAGGCUAUGCAUUCAUCGUGUAUGAGCGCGAGAAAGAUAUGAAAGCGGCCUACAAAGAAACAGAUGGCAUCCGAAUCAAAGACCGACGAGUCCUGGUAGAUGUCGAGCGUGGCCGCACCACCAAGGGGUGGAAGCCUCGCCGCUUUGGUGGCGGUCUCGGAGGGCGCGGAUACACUAAGGCCAUGCCGUCCCGCCCCGGUGGCCCUGGUUUCAACGCACCAUCUGGACCUGGUGGGUAUGGAGGCGGAUUCCGCGGAGGCUUCGGUGGCAGAGGUGGAGGUGGUGGAUUCCGUGGAGGAGGUUUCCGCGGCGGUGAUCGUGGCGGUGAUCGCUUUGGUGGUCCUCGCGGUGGUAUCGGAUACCAGGGUAACCGUGGCGGCUUCGGUGGACAGGCUCCCCCCAACGCCCCCUCCGGCCCCGGCGGUGGACGCAGUGGAGGUUUCAGAGGUGGCUUCGGCGGUGAUCGUGGCGGUGACCGUGGUCCCGGUGGCAGAUUCGACCGUGGUGUAACCGGCAGCAAUUCAGAGCCUGUGCGGCCUCGAGACAGCUUUGCCGAUCGUGACCGCCGCGACUAUGACCGCGACGACCGUUACAGAGAUCGUGAUCGUGACCGCAUGGGAGACCGAGGAAUGGGAGAUCGAAACGGAGGAGACCGAUUCCGCGACCGGGAUCGUGAGCGUGGUGGCGAUAGGUAUGGCGGCAGCCGCGAUGGUGGUCGCGACGGCGGCCGUGAUGGCCGGGAGGAUUACGGACGCAAGCGAAACCGUGAGGAUGAACCUGGACACGAUGAUCCUCGUUCCAGGAGAAGGUACUAG
Messenger RNA from Penicillium griseofulvum, 1254 nucleotides. Its product is annotated as U1 small nuclear ribonucleoprotein 70 kDa. Gene Ontology annotation, cellular component: U1 snRNP; precatalytic spliceosome; U2-type prespliceosome. The coding region runs from base 1 to 1254 and encodes 417 amino acids. Gene Ontology annotation, biological process: mRNA splicing, via spliceosome. The transcript has 4 exons. NCBI's taxonomy places the organism in Eukaryota, Fungi, Ascomycota, Eurotiomycetes, Eurotiales, Aspergillaceae. Gene Ontology annotation, molecular function: mRNA binding; U1 snRNA binding. The record is from RefSeq and is a predicted model, not a curated record.